This is a messenger RNA of Symbiodinium natans, 828 nucleotides long. Lineage: Eukaryota; Dinophyceae; Suessiales; Symbiodiniaceae. The record is from the annotation of a GenBank genome assembly.
AUGGUGGCUCUGUGGUCUGCAGCUUUGGUGGCGGGGCUGGCCGCAGUAGCUGCGCUUAUGCAAGCUCAGUACACGCAUCUGAAGGAGAUGGGAGGCUUCAUGCGGAUUGCAGGCAUCUUGGCCUUUGCUGCGUGUGUGGCGGAGAAUUCUUGCAUCUCGUGGUACAAGUACUACCAUUACUCCGACGAGUGGGGCAUCUUUCUUGGCCACGUGCCACUUCACGUGGUGCUGAUAUGGCCACUCUUCAUCCUGGGUGAGCACCGCUACUUGCGAAGCCUUUGCAACGAUCUGAGGCUUCGCGCCCUGCUCUGUUUUGUGGACGUGGCCCUCUUGGCGAAUCUGGUGGAGAUCUACUGUGUGGCUGCGAAGCUGUGGUUCUGGAAGGAGAGCAACUGCUUGGGCGUACCGUGGAUCGGAGUGCUCGGUUGGGCCCUCUUUGCUACGCCCGCUGUGCUACUGCUGUCCAUCGAAGAAGCAAGGCCCAACACCAAAGUCACUCUUGGCAUCACACUUGGCCUCACGCUGGUACUGUGCCUGGCGACGCUGCAUGGGGGUCUGGUGCUGGUGUGGCAGCUGGGCCUUCUUUUCAACCUUCGGCUGGGCUCCGUGAGGCCACAAACAGAGGCAUUGGCCAUCAGUUUGAUCCAGCUGCUUUACCACCUGGCCACACGGCGCCUGCCGCGCCCCCAGCUCCGACAGGAGCUGCCCAGACUCCUGGCAUGUGGCAUCUUGGCCGCUCUGCUGCUCAAGGGUCGACCCCUCCCGAUCUGGGAGCUGCUGCUCGUCUCGGGUGCUUCUAUGCUGAGGAUCCUUGCCUUCCAGCUGUGA